Messenger RNA from Acytostelium subglobosum LB1, 516 nucleotides. RefSeq lists its product as hypothetical. Gene Ontology annotation, biological process: peptidyl-histidine methylation, to form tele-methylhistidine. NCBI's taxonomy places the organism in Eukaryota, Evosea, Eumycetozoa, Acytosteliales, Acytosteliaceae. Bases 1 to 516 code for a protein of 171 amino acids. Gene Ontology annotation, molecular function: protein-L-histidine N-tele-methyltransferase activity. The transcript has 4 exons. The record is from RefSeq and is a predicted model, not a curated record.
AUGGUAGAGACAAAUAUUCAGUUGAGAGAUAAGAGAAUACUGGAGAUUGGUUGUGGUCAUGCAUUGCCUUUGAUAUAUUGUUUACAAAGAGGUGCACACUCCACCUUUCAAGAUUAUAACCACGAAGUUAUCAAGACAUUGACAAUCCCAAACGUGAUUGUCAAUUCCAAUGCUGCCAUUCAAACUCUUCACCAACCAAGAUUCAUCUCUGGCGAUUGGAAACAUGUUAAUCAACUACUUAAGGAUGAGAAGUUUGAUAUCAUCUUGGCUUCGGACACCCUUUAUAGCAUACAGUCCUUUAGGAAACAAAUAGACUUAAUCAAUGACCAUCUCGACAGUGGUGGAAUAUGUCUGAUGGCAGCCAAGUCAUUCUACUUUGGUGUUGGAGGCAGUAUGUUCGAAUUCAAGCAACUUGUUGCAUCCGAGAAAAGACAUCAUUUGGAGGUAGUCAAAAGUAUAAACGAUGGAACAUCAAACAUGAGGGAGAUCAUAGGGAUAAGGCUGAAGGAGAAUUGA